Messenger RNA from Cydia strobilella, 2951 nucleotides. Its product is annotated as gastrula zinc finger protein XlCGF26.1-like. Bases 80 to 2644 code for a protein of 854 amino acids. The record is from RefSeq and is a predicted model, not a curated record. Gene Ontology annotation, molecular function: RNA polymerase II transcription regulatory region sequence-specific DNA binding; DNA-binding transcription factor activity, RNA polymerase II-specific; zinc ion binding. Gene Ontology annotation, cellular component: nucleus. NCBI's taxonomy places the organism in Eukaryota, Metazoa, Arthropoda, Insecta, Lepidoptera, Tortricidae. The transcript is spliced from 8 exons. Gene Ontology annotation, biological process: regulation of transcription by RNA polymerase II.
UCGGAGUUUGUCAGACGGAGGGACUUGUGAGGAUUGGCGAGUACAUACAAACAACGUAGUCAACGUAGCAGUUGCAGUAAUGGAAGUGAUGUAUGCGUGUCGCUGCUGCCUGCGGCGUGCUCCGAGCAAGGACCUGACGACGCCGUACACACAUCUCGGUAUAACGGAGAUAUAUGCCGACAUGAUAAAAGGGUGCUUUGACAUAAAUCUGGUGGUGGGCGGCUCGGGCUCGUGCGGCAUCUGCACUAUGUGUGUGUGCCGCCUGCGAGACGCGAGCAACUUUAAGCUGCAAGUGCAGCGCAGCCAGGCGGAGCUGCAGGCGCUCACGCAGGAAGAGAACAUCAAAGAGGAAGAAUCUGCAGUUGAGCCAGAGAAUCCUGAAAUACAGGAGGAAGAUGGGACCAGUGAGCCUGUGUCAGAGGAAGAAUCUGCAGUUGAGCCAGAGAAUCCUGAAAUACAGGAGGAAGAUGGGACCAGUGAGCCUGUAUCAGAUGACAUGCUCCGGUUAAACAUGGCGGCCGGAGACGGGGCGAGCGACGAGGGGGACCCGCUGUUGGAUGAAGAGCUCCUAGUCAAGCCAGAAUCAGCGAGUGAAGAUGUUACUAGUGAUGAGAUGUCGCUGGAGGAGCGGGCAGUCAAGUCGGAGCUGUCGGACGAGGCGAGUGACGAGGACUGCGUGUCGGUGUGUUCGGACGGCAUCUCCGCCCGCGCCAGGGAACAGCUCGCGAUGGCUUGUUCCGUGGUGCUCGAGCGCCUCCACGACGAUGCGACUGUUCACAGUGGAGCUGAACCAUACGCCUGCGAACACUGUGGCAAGCGUUUCAGAAACAAGUACAUUUUACGAAAACACAUUCAACACACGCAUUCAUUGAUCGGACAAAAACCAUUUGCUUGUGAUUUUUGUAGUUCUACGUUUCAAACCGAAUUGCUUAUGAUAGAACACGAGGAAAGCGAACAUGGUGUUUCAAAUUUCAUGUGUGCUGAAUGUGAGUAUACAACAAGUUCCAAGAAAAGUUUGGAGACUCAUUUAAAGAGUCACUCUUCGGAGAAUAAUUUUAAUUGUAGUCACUGUAGUUACACAAGUUCGUGUAAGAGUGAUUUACAUAAACACCAAACAAUACACAUUGCUGGAAAUCCUAUUAAGUGUAGCGACUGUGAUUUCAAAUGCAGUUACAAGUCACGCUUACAACAACACCUGAUUAUACAUACUGGGGCGAAGCCAUUUCAGUGUAGCCACUGUGAUUACAAAUGCAGGCUGAAGUCAGACUUACAAAUACACCAAAGGAUUCACACUGGAGAAAAGCCUUACAAAUGUAGUCAUUGCGACUACAAGUGCAGGCAUAGUUCAUCCUUACGAAGUCAUGAAAGGUCACAUACUAGGGCGAAUUCAUUUCAGUGUAGCCACUGUGAUUACAAAUGCAGUCGGAAGUCAAACUUACAACGACACCUGAUGAUACAUAAUGGAGUGAAGCCAUUUCAGUGUAGCCACUGUGAUUACAAAUGUAGUCUGAAGUCAGACUUACAACGACACCUGAUGAAACAUACUGGGGCGAAGCCAUUUCAGUGUAGCCACUGUGAUUACAAAUGCAGUCUGAAGUCACGCUUACAAAUACACCAAAGGAUUCACACUGGAGAAAAGCCUUACAAAUGUAGUCAUUGCGACUUCAAAUGCAGGAAUAGUUCAUCCUUACAAAGACAUGAAAGGACACAUACUGGCGAGAAGCCUUUUCAGUGUAGCCACUGUGAUUACAAAUGCAGAUACAAGUCACGCUUACAACAACACCUGAUUAUACAUACUGGGGCGAAGCCAUUUCAGUGCAGCCACUGUGAUUACAAAUGUAGUCUGAAGUCACACUUACAACAACACCUAAUGAUACAUACUGGGGAGAAGCCAUUUCAGUGUAGCCACUGUGAUUACAAAUGUAGUCUGAAGUCACGCUUACAACAACACCUAAUGAUACAUACUGGGGCGAAGCCAUUUCAGUGUAGCCACUGUGAUUACAAAUGUAGUCUGAAGUCACACUUACAACAACACCUAAUGAUACAUACUGGGGAGAAGCCAUUUCAGUGUAGCCACUGUGAUUACAAAUGCAAUCGGAACUUACUCUUACAACAACACCUAAUGAUACAUACUGGGGUGAAGCCAUUUCAGUGUAGCCACUGUGAUUACAAAUGUAGUCUGAAGUCACGCUUACAACAACACCUAAUGAUACAUACUGGGGCGAAGCCAUUUCAGUGUAGCCACUGUGAUUACAAAUGCAGGCUGAAGUCAGACUUACAAAUACACCAAAGGAUUCACACUGGAGAAAAGCCUUACAAAUGUAGUCAUUGCGACUACAAGUGCAGUCAUAGUUCAUCCUUACGAAGUCAUGAAAGGUCACAUACUAGGGCGAAUUCAUUUCAGUGCAGCCACUGUGAUUACAAAUGCAGUCUGAAGUCAAACUUACAACGACACCUGAUGAUACAUAAUGGGGUGAAGCCAUUUCAGUGUAGCCACUGUAAUUACAAAUGCAGUCAGAAGUCAGACUUACAACGACACCUGAUGACGCAUACUGGGGCGAAGCCAUUUCAGUGUAGCCACUGUGAUUACAAAAGCAUUCAUAAGUCACGCUUAAAACAACACCUGAUGAAACAUACUGGGUGAAGCCAUUUCAGUGUAGCCACUGUGAUUACAAAUGCAGUCUGAAGUCACGCUUACAAAUACACCAAAGGAUUCACACUGGAGAAAAGCCUUACAAAUGUAGUUAUCGCGACUACAAAUGCAGGAGUAGUUCAUCCUUACAAAGACAUGAAAGGACACAUACUGGCGAGAAGCCUUUUCAAUGUAUCUACUGUGAUUACAAAUGCAGUCAGAAGUCAGACUUACAACGACACCUGAUGACGCAUACUGGGGCGAAGCCAUUUCAGUGUAGCCACUGUGAUUACAAAAGCAUUCAUAAGUCACGCUUAAA